Diprion similis is the source of this 2879-nucleotide messenger RNA. RefSeq lists its product as uncharacterized. The coding region runs from base 211 to 2787 and encodes 858 amino acids. Gene Ontology annotation, molecular function: serine-type endopeptidase activity. The record is from RefSeq and is a predicted model, not a curated record. Gene Ontology annotation, biological process: proteolysis. The transcript has 11 exons. NCBI's taxonomy places the organism in Eukaryota, Metazoa, Arthropoda, Insecta, Hymenoptera, Diprionidae.
GAAAGACCGGUCUACGCGCUUACCGAUCGGCAACGUUAGUUCGAAAUAAGUCACAAAACAUCGGCCGAUCGCUCAAGUCGUGCUUCCGACGAUUCGAUUUAGUCGUUAAUUUGCUGAUUUGCUAAUAUAUAGAAUUAGCGAUUAUUUCGGUUUGAUCGCGAACGCAGUGUCUGCCCGUGAACGACUCGCCAAGAAUCACCAAAGUCAAGGAUGCAGUACUUGGGAUUACUUUUCACAGUUUUCGGACUGCUGGCGUUGGGCGUCGCGACGCCCAACGGAGGGCGGGAAAAGCGUCAGUACGACGUGGCGGUCCAGAAUUGCCAGGAGAUUUUCAACGCUCCCUGUGACACGUUGAACAAGUUUCCGUCUACGUCGACGCUGCCACCCCUGAACACGGCGCUGCCUAAGGUCCAGGUGCCGGACUGUGAAUGCGUGUUUUACAACCUCUGCUCGAGCAAGGAGGUCUCCAAUUCGGACGGGUCGUUCGUGAUCGAUAAAAGGCUCGGCGAGACCUGCGCAGGCACCCUUGACGUCUGCUGCCCGAAGUCGUUUAUCCUUCAACGCCCGGUUGACGAAGUAACGCCGACCCCGACAUUUACGCCGGGGCCGACGCCGAGGCCGAUGCCAACGCCGAGGCCGACACUGACGCCGAUGCCGACGCCGACGCCGACGCCGACGCGGCCCGUCAACCCGGUGAGAACGGGCUGCGGGUACCGCAAUCCUGAGGGAUCGACUGUCAGGAUAACCGGCAGCGACAACGAGGCCCAGUUCGCCGAGUUCCCCUGGAUGGUCGCCGUCAUCGCCAAACCGGCCCCAGGCGUCGAGCAUAGCGGCUACAUCUGCGGUGGUUCACUGAUUCACCCCCGGGUGGUUUUGACCGCCGCCCACACAAUCGAGGGGUUGAGCGCCCAGAACCUGGUGGUCAGAGCCGGAGAUUGGGACUCGCAGAGCCGAUCCGAGCCAAUUCCGCACCAGCAGCUGUCGGUGCAGACUAUCAUUAUGCACGAGGACUUCAAUACUAACAAUCUUCAGAACGACUUUGCGCUGCUGAUCACCGAGCAGCCGUUCGCAAUCACGCCCAGUGUAAACACGAUCUGCCUUCCUCGGGAGAACGAUGGUUUUGACGCAGUCAGGUGCACGGCCACAGGAUGGGGCAAAGACACCUUUGAAGCAGUUGGCCGAUUCCAGGCUGUUCUCAAGAAAAUCGAGCUUCCUGUAGUACCGCACGCACAUUGUCAAACUAACCUGCGACGCACCAGGCUUGGAAGCAAUUUCAUUCUCAAUCAGAGUUUCAUAUGCGCCGGCGGAGAGGCUGGACAGGACACAUGCACGGGUGACGGUGGCAGUCCGUUGGCUUGCCCUUCGAAGAAUGCUCAGGACCGAUAUGUUCAGGCUGGUAUCGUGGCCUGGGGAAUCGGUUGCGGUGCUGAUCGAACACCCGGUGUCUACGCCAACGUGGGCAAGGCUCGUCAAUGGAUCGACAGCAAGAUGGCGCAGUACAACCUUGACACGUCUUCCUACCAGUGUCCGAAAGCGAAAGAACGGCUAAACCAGUUCCUUCCGUUCCUUGAAGUAAACGACAACCCGCUGCGGACAUCCAGUGACAUGAGGAGUAUAGUGAUUAACUUCGUUGUCCUGGCAUUGACGGGGUCUGUGACUUCGGCGGACGUUUUGGGACCAUCGGGAUCUAUCAACCAGACACAGAUAAAGACGCGAGCAGACUUCUCCUCGACUGAAUCAUGCGUUUGCGUCCCAUAUUAUCUCUGCAAUUCGGAAAAUAUCGUCAUCACUAAUGGCGAGGGUGAAAUUGACAUCAGGCAAGCACGGAGCUGGUCCGGGGAGGUGGUUUCGGCGUGCGACGACUACUUGGAAGUCUGCUGCAUGCUGCACAAGCAACCGAACAAGCCCAGCACGUGUGGACUUCGUCAGGCUCUCGACCUUGAGCAGUUCGUACCUCGGCUAGACCAGGAGGAAGCUGAAAGCGGGGAAUUUCCAUGGAUGGUAACAAUCUUUCGGGUGAAAGAAGUCCACCGGAACAACGAGACCAAGGAGGCCAAGGUGUACCAGUGCCAAGGAACCCUUAUUCAUGAGAGCGUAGUAAUAACGGCGGCACAAUGCGUCCACGACACAAAAAACACGUUAGAGCCCCUUUGGAUCCGAGCCGGACAAACGGACACCAUGAUGACUCUGGAGGAGGAUCCGUACCAGGAGGUCGAGGUGCGCAGUACCGUUGUCCACAAAAACUACAACCCGCAAACACUUCUCAGAAACGUUGCCCUGCUGUUUUUGAAAACCCCGGUGACCAUAAACCGGCGGGUCAACAUCGCCUGCCUGGCGAAUUACAACGACAAUAUUGACGAGAAGAAUUGUAUGGUGAUCGGAUGGGACAAAUUUUUGGCUCCAGAGGACGUCUACUUUCAACGAAGUCAGACCAACAUGCUGAGGAAAAGAGUCGAACCCUACGUCGAACCAGCGGCUUGCGUCACAGCUCUGAAAAAAACUCCGCUUGGGAAAAGCUUCCAACUUCACAACAGUUUCGUUUGCGCCGGUGGUCAAUCUGCUAGAAAGAAUUUCUGUUCGCGUGAAAUUGGCGCUCCGUUGGCUUGUCCUUUGAAGAGCAAUCCUAAUCGGUACGUUCAGUUGGGUAUUGGCUCCUGGUGUAUGAGCUCCGGUAACUUUGAGACGCCCAGCAUUUUCGCAAGUGUUCCUCAACUCCGGAGGUGGAUCGAUCGCGAAAUGAGGAAAGCGAAUUUUGACACUUCGGGAUACAAAGCGUCCAAGCUUUAAAGAAUUUCUGGUCACCUUAACGGAAUUACGUUGAUAGAUUUUAUAUUACUUGCCAAAUUAGUUUUCGGCAAUUUAUUUUAAGAGGCUCCUGU